Messenger RNA from Aedes albopictus (Asian tiger mosquito), 2478 nucleotides. RefSeq lists its product as uncharacterized. Bases 1 to 2478 code for a protein of 825 amino acids. The transcript has a single exon. The record is from RefSeq and is a predicted model, not a curated record. Lineage: Eukaryota; Metazoa; Arthropoda; Insecta; Diptera; Culicidae.
AUGCAUCUUGUGAGAGAAGUAGCAGAAAAGUAUGGCAGCCAUACAGCAGAUGUGCUGCAGCGGUUUCAAAGAACAUCAAUCAAGCUAGCGAAAUCUAGCAACCACAUCAAGUUCCUACUGAAUUGCCGGAAAUGCAAGGUUAUACCAGUGUGCCUAAACUACAAGGUGCACGUCAACCUGGAAAAUGAAGAAUCGUACCGACAAAUGGAGAAAGUGUUAACCAAGCAAAAAAUCCGAUUAAUCAGUGAGUUGAUAGCCGAUGGCAAGAGAACGGUAGCAAGAACAAAGAAAGCAAAAACCGAUCUUAGAAACACUCUGGAGCGACUGUUAGAGCGAGAGGACUUCGUGCGCGCUAAGAAAAUGGUGGAAGACAAAACUGUGAGAGUUUACGCGACCACGAAGGAUAAAGAAAUCAAGAAACUUGAGUGCCUUAAGAGAAAGAGAGUCGCGGAACUGAGCUACGAGGCGGAAUGGGUGGAAAACACGACUGAAGCAGCGAUACCAGACUACCUGGAACGAACAUUGAUGCUUGGGCCGAACUACAACGUACCGAACCGAGGAAAUUUUCCAUACAUCGAGACAGUUGCCGAAAUCGACAGAGCAAUCAAGAACAAAGACAACGUUGAGGAAAUCCGAGCGGAGGUAGCAACUGCGAUGUCCAACUUCAUCAACUACAACAACCAACCCCGCCAUCACCAACAAGAAUGGAUCGCGAAAGAUGUAGGAAGAAGCAGAAAAUUUCUCAAAGAACAUCCGAACAUACUACUGACCAAGGCUGACAAGGGCAACAAGACAGUGAUAUUGUCGUCGGAGGAAUACGAAGAAAAAAUGGAAGGCAUGCUUCAAGAUGCCGAGACCUACGAGAAAAUUCGCUUCGACCCAACAGCAAGGAUCGCGAGAAAGAUUAAGUCGAUUUUGGAUGGAUGGAAAGAUAGACGGUACAUCGACAGCCGGACCCCCCCUCGUAUAUACGGACUACCUAAAAUCCACAAACAAGGUAGACCGUUGCGCCCGGUGGUAUCGACCAUUGGGUCCACAACAUACAAACUAGCCCAAUAUCUAUCAGACAUCCUUGGGAAAAUUGUUGGAAAAACUGAAGCUCAUGUCGUCAACAGCUUCACUUUCGCCUCCGAGGUAUCAGGGACACAGAUCAGUGAGGAUGAAACAAUGUUCUCGCUUGACGUCACAUCGCUGUAUACCAACGUGCCGGUAGACUACGCGUUAGAGUGUAUAGACCGACGAUGGGAAGAGAUAGAAGAUCACACACCAAUCGACAAGAGCAGCUUCGUCGCGGCGGUUAAGCUGGUGCUGGAAUCCACUUUCUUCGCAUACAGAGGAACAUUCUACAAACAGAACUUCGGCGUCCCGAUGGGCUCCCCACUUUCACCAGUCGUUGCAAACCUGGUUAUGGAGCGCCUAGAACAGGAAAGCAUGAGGAAGCUGGAGAACAAACAAAUAACGAUGAAAGUAUACCGACGCUACGUAGAUGAUUGCUUCUGUAUCGCCAAACACGAACACAUUGAAACAAUAGUAGAAACUUUCAAUGAAUUUCAUGAAAAAUUGCAAUUCACGGUUGAAAGGGAGGAGAACCGGAAACUCAAAUUCCUGGACAUGACACUGCACAAGCAGAAUGGAAAAAUCGUGAAAGUGUGGACGCCGAAACAAGCCAAUGGAAGGUACUUGGACUUCAACUCGGAAAGCCCGUUCCAACAUAAGCGCAAUACGGCAAUAGCGCUAAUAGACAGAGCAAUCAAAUUAACGGAUGCAGAGGAAAGACACAACACGAUUAACAUAGUAAAACAAAUUCUCCGGAAGAACCACUACCCAACUUGGUUUGUUGCGAAAAUGCUAAAAUACAGAACAGAUCGACACUACAACAGCCUACAAGAAAGGGAGGAGAAAAAGGAGACAAAGUACGUGUCAACGCCGUAUAUCCCGGGUCUAAGCGAGAAGUUGUCAAAGCUUCUCAACAAACACGGCAUAAGUUUGGCAUACCAGACCCGAGACAAAAUAAAAAACACCGUCUUCAGCCGACUAAAGGAUCCCAUCCCGAAACAAAAAACGAAAAAUGUUGUGUAUGCCGUCCCUUGCGGCACAAAUGACGGAAAGGUCUACGUGGGACAAACCGGAAGAAUGCUCGAAACCAGAAUCAACGAACACAGGACGAACAUAAGGAAAAAGGAAGCCAAGACGGGAUUAACGCAACACCAUAUCGACGAAGGACACAAUUUCAAUUUCAACAAAACGGAGAUUUUGGAAAAAAUCGAAAACCAGGCGAGCAGAACGAUAGCAGAGGCCUUCCACAUCAAGCUGCUAGGCGAAGCACGAACAGUGAACAUGCAGCGCGAAUGUGGAGGGAUCGACUCGGCUUACAACGGCCUAGUGUGCAAACUUCGGAGCCGAACCAUACGCACACACCAACAACAAACGAACGACCCCGAAAACGAUCAACACGAAGUAGCAGAACACAACACAUAG